CGGACACAGAAGCGAGAGGUUGCUUUUUCAGCUGGUCUUACGGCAGAAAACAAAAAUACUGUUCAAAUAUGAGGGAAAUUGUGCAUCUCCAAGCUGGACAGUGCGGCAAUCAAAUUGGCGCUAAGUUCUGGGAGGUGAUCAGUGAUGAGCAUGGUAUCGAUCCAACUGGUACGUACCAUGGUGACAGCGACCUGCAGCUGGAGCGGAUCAAUGUCUACUACAAUGAGGCUUCAGGUGGUAAAUAUGUCCCCCGUGCUGUUCUUGUGGAUCUGGAGCCAGGCACUAUGGACUCUGUUAGGUCUGGGCCUUUUGGCCAGAUCUUCAGACCAGACAAUUUUGUUUUUGGUCAGAGUGGUGCUGGCAACAACUGGGCAAAGGGUCACUACACAGAGGGUGCAGAGCUGGUGGACUCGGUCCUGGAUGUGGUGAGGAAGGAGGCUGAAAACUGUGACUGCCUCCAGGGCUUCCAGCUGACUCACUCUCUGGGUGGUGGUACCGGCUCUGGGAUGGGUACAUUGUUAAUCAGCAAGAUCCGAGAAGAGUACCCUGACCGCAUCAUGAACACCUUCAGUGUGGUCCCAUCUCCUAAAGUAUCGGACACUGUGGUUGAGCCCUACAAUGCCACGCUGUCUGUCCAUCAGCUGGUGGAAAAUACAGAUGAGACCUACUGCAUCGACAACGAGGCCCUCUAUGAUAUCUGCUUCCGCACCCUCAAACUCACCACCCCCACAUACGGUGACCUCAACCACUUGGUCUCCGCUACUAUGAGCGGCGUCACCACCUGCCUCAGAUUCCCCGGACAGCUCAACGCUGACCUGCGGAAGCUGGCAGUGAACAUGGUGCCGUUUCCUCGCCUGCAUUUCUUCAUGCCAGGCUUUGCACCACUAACCAGCAGAGGCAGCCAGCAGUACAGAGCGCUCACUGUCCCUGAGCUCACGCAGCAGAUGUUUGAUGCCAAGAACAUGAUGGCUGCUUGCGACCCACGCCACGGCCGCUACCUAACUGUGGCCGCCAUCUUCCGCGGCCGCAUGUCCAUGAAGGAGGUGGACGAGCAGAUGCUGAACGUGCAGAACAAGAACAGCAGCUACUUUGUUGAGUGGAUUCCCAACAACGUCAAGACCGCCGUCUGCGACAUCCCUCCUCGCGGCCUCAAGAUGGCUGCCACGUUUAUCGGCAACAGCACGGCGAUCCAAGAGCUCUUCAAGCGAAUCUCAGAGCAGUUCACUGCCAUGUUUCGGCGUAAAGCUUUCCUCCACUGGUACACUGGUGAGGGCAUGGAUGAGAUGGAGUUCACUGAAGCGGAGAGCAACAUGAAUGACCUGGUGUCUGAGUACCAGCAGUACCAGGACGCCACGGCCGACGACGAGGGUGAUUUUGAAGAAGAUGACGAAUAUCCACAGCAAGAGCAGGACUGAGU
Messenger RNA from Thalassophryne amazonica, 1417 nucleotides. Its product is annotated as tubulin beta chain-like. The transcript has 4 exons. Gene Ontology annotation, molecular function: structural constituent of cytoskeleton; GTP binding; GTPase activity. The coding region runs from base 69 to 1415 and encodes 448 amino acids. The record is from RefSeq and is a predicted model, not a curated record. NCBI's taxonomy places the organism in Eukaryota, Metazoa, Chordata, Actinopteri, Batrachoidiformes, Batrachoididae. Gene Ontology annotation, biological process: mitotic cell cycle; microtubule cytoskeleton organization. Gene Ontology annotation, cellular component: microtubule; cytoplasm.